Messenger RNA from Paramecium pentaurelia, 1939 nucleotides. The record is from the annotation of a GenBank genome assembly. Lineage: Eukaryota; Ciliophora; Oligohymenophorea; Peniculida; Parameciidae.
AUGUCACUAUUCCUUUAAACAAACAGUAAAAAUCACUCUGAAUAAUCAAACAAAUUUUUACAAUCCGAAUCUGAGGAAGAAUUUGAUUUUGUAGCCCUCAAAAAUGAAUCAGAAGAUAAACAUACUGCAUUUUACUAUCACAAAUGGACUAAUUUCAUUGUUUGGGGAGUUUUAGCUGAUUUCGGUAUUCUAGCAAACAGAUAUGGAUCAAUGAGCAAACAUAGAUUAAAUUUACAUAGCAUCAUCAUGGGUCUAUGCGUAUUACCUACUGUAAUCGCAGAAAUACUCAUGAUAGCUAUUUGGAAUCCGCCUGAAUUUUAUGGUAACUUGAAUUUAAGUUCCAUUCAUGCUCCCAUAGGAUUUACAUAUUUGGGUUUGAUGAUAUUGUAGAGUACAGGAGGAGUAAUAUUAAAAUUAUGUAUUGAAUCAAACAAUCCACAAAAAUAUACUAAAAUCAUGUCCAUUGGUCACAUCUAUCUUGGAUAUAGCAUGUAUUUUCUUGGAAAAAUUUAGUGUGGAUUUGGAUUCUAUGAAGUUUAUAGUAAUGUACAAGGUAAAGGCUAAGGUAACCUAAUUAUGUUUUGGAUUGUUUAUGGUGUAUUAUUCUUUUGGAGAAUCAUUUUUGAAUGGCUAUAUUAGAAUGGAAAGCUUUUUGAAUAUUUUUAUUCUGCAACUCAAACUUCUGAAAAAACAGGGAGCAUUUAAGAUUCCUUAUUUGUCUAAUAUUUAAUAUAAAAUGGUAUUAUCAAUCUUUAUAUAUUGUUUAGAUUAACUGAAUAUUGAAAAAGAAUAUAAUAACAAAAUGUGGUUUAUUUUUAAUAACAGUAUUGUUGAUUUAACAGGUUUUGUACAUCCUGGAGGGCAAUAUAUUUGGGAGAAAACAAAAGGGAGAGAAAUAUCAAGAUUUAUAUAUGGUGGAUAAAGUUUAGAAGAUGGAAACUCAAGGGCUUAUACUCAUUCAGAUAAAGUAAUAACUUUGAUUCAAAGAUAAACGAUAGGUUAUUUAAAUGGUAUUUCUAUUGAAGAUUCAACUUAAUAAUAUAUAAACAAAUGGAUUUUAAUAAAUCAAUAAACAAUUUCUGAAAAAAUUAGUCUUUUUGGAUUUAAGAAUACAUCAAAAUAGAUAGAGUCUUAGUUAACUAGUCUUCAUUAAUUUGGAAAAUAUUAUUAAAUAAAAUCUUCAGUAAACAAAAAGAUAUCUGUAAGACAAUAUACUUCUGUAGUAAGUAUGGCUCCUGAAAAUGUUUAAUAUAGAUAGAAAUUAAUAAAUUUGAUUUAGGUUUUAAAUUAGAUCAAAUCAGAAGACAUAGAAUAAAUAAAUUAAUAACCAAGAUAUUUAAAUGAAUUACCAUUAAUUAUAAAGAAGUAUGAGUCAAAUAUAGGUUUUUCUUAAUAUAUCCAUACUCAUAAAGGUGAAGAAUAUGAAAUUGAAGGGCCAUAUGGACCUUCCUUAGGGUUGCCAAAUAAGGGUAGGGUAGCAAUAAUUUGUGGAGGAACAGGAAUAUUGCCAUUUUUAGAUUUAUUAGAUUUUUAGUUAUAAUCCUCAAUAUAUCAAAUUGUAAAGAAAAAAUUAGGUCAAAAAAUGGCUGAAAAAUUAAAUCCAUUUGAAUGUUAAUUCAGCAAUGGUUUACAUAUUACAUUAAUUAUUGCAGUAGCUGAUAAAUCAGAAUUAAUUGGGUAAGAAAUAUUUAAAAGUUUGAUUACUUUAUAAAAUUAAUUAGAAGAGCAAAGCUUUAAGAUGAUUUUGAAAAUCAAAGAAUAAAUUGAAGGCUUUACUUGUGUAAAUGAAAGAUUUGAUCAUAGUUUUAUGAGAUAGUAGUUAGGAUAGUUGUCGUAAUACGAUAAGUUUUAUGUGUGUGGACCUCCUGUAAUGAAUUAGACAGUUCCAAUAACAUUAAUUAAUUUAGGAGUUUAAGAGAAGAACAUUCAUUAUGUUUGA